UGUAAACCUCAGACUUCAACUCAUGACUCUUUACAGCCUUGGAAAAAAUACCUAACUCUGCUAAACAGUACACAACACACUUGGAUGUGCAUCAUAAAUUCUCUUCAACACAUUACAAGAUCAAACCUGAGCUUCCAGCCAAAAUGAGAUUUGCCCUGCACACUGUUAUCUGCUGCUGUGUUUUCACCACUGUCCUGCCACUGGUAAAAGGUGUCACAGAGGAGCUCAACACCAGCCUGAAAAACAGGUUUAUAGUAUGGCUGCAGAACCGUAUGAAGAGAGAUCUGCACAACUGCUUAGUUGCCAAUGAGCUGUACUCUGACAUCCAUGUUGGACCACAGCAGGACGGGAAUGCAAUAACUGUCUCACCUACAUCAAGCUUUGGGCUAAAUAUCAGACCCAGGAGGUCUCCAUCAUCCAAAUCAUCCGGCUGCGUCUUAGUCACAUGUAUAUACCACGACCUGCCUUACAUACUGCAACGCAUCUCUGACCUGAAAGAGCGAGAGAAGGUCCCUGAGGACAAGAUGGGCUCGAAUGGCUACGGACGCCGACGCCGCUCACUCCAGGAAGUCACUCAGCUUGCCCUCCAGACAGGAAGACAAAGAAGGAACACUGAAGCUGCUUCCAAAGUGUGCUUGGCAGCUGAGAAAGAAGACAAUCCCUGAAGACCUUCUCUAACAUACCCGUGAACUGAGGAGGAACCGAGGCCACGAAGGGGGAGGACUUUUGUUAAUCAAGAAACAGACAUUACUGGACCCCAAACUGCGACAAGCAGGAUCCUUCCACAAGUGAACUGAAUGUGAUGAACUGCUUGUGAAGUGCAAUUUAUACCUAGUCUAUACUUUAUACUAGGCCUAUACAUAGUUAAAAAAUAUGUAAUUAUCAGCUUGUAUAUAAGGAUAUAUAAAGCCACCUUAUAUUUAAGCAUACAAUACAACUAUAUUUUUAUACAGCCAAAAUACAUAUUAAACAUGUCUCUUUGUGGAUUUUAACUUCAAUGAAGUAUGUAUCUUAACUGUGUAAAUAAUUAUCUUGUCCUGUAUUCUUCAUGUGAUUUAAGUCUAUUAUCACAGAGUUAUGUGUUAAACCAACUGCCUUAACAUUAUUGUGGAGAUUAUACUGUGGUGAUUAUAAAUGAAUCAUAUUAGAGAUGUUUUACAGACAUUUGUUGGAUGGUGAAUGUCAUCUUAAAAACAACUUCAAGUUUUUGGCCAGACUUUGGAAGCUAUGGAAAGUGGCAGAAACCAUUUAUAAAGUAGAAGGACUGAUGAGAUAAUAAAAGUGUUGUGCUGCCAUCUAGCUUUACACUAGGCAACAUGUAAAAAAAAAAAAUGUAGCUUCAACAAAGCACUUACUGUGGUUAUGCUGAAUGUUUUAUCUUAACAGUCUUAGUUGGAAAUGUAUCUGCUUUUUCUUUUGAAUGCAAUAAACCCUAAUUUACUCAUAGUUCAGCUGAAAUUACUUGACAUGGUAUUAGGUAACAUGAUUUAUGUCUUGUUGUGAUAAACAUGGCAGGAAUUGUAAUUGUUUUCAUCUGACUGUUGUGUCUUCUUUUUUAAAUGAAUGAAAGCAACAAUGAAAAGA
Molecule: messenger RNA, 1584 nt
Organism: Dicentrarchus labrax (European seabass)
Lineage: Eukaryota; Metazoa; Chordata; Actinopteri; Moronidae
Gene: admb
Product: adrenomedullin b
Exons: 5
Coding region: 144-665 (173 amino acids)
Biological process (GO): adrenomedullin receptor signaling pathway; adenylate cyclase-activating G protein-coupled receptor signaling pathway; regulation of systemic arterial blood pressure
Cellular component (GO): extracellular region
Molecular function (GO): hormone activity; adrenomedullin receptor binding
Source: RefSeq, a predicted model, not a curated record